GGAGUGAAUGAUAAAAAUUUCAAUAAUAAGUAAUAAUUGUUACAUUUAUAACAGUUUUAUUGUUGGCAAUUUGAGUGUGAUGCGCAGAAUGGGGCGGUUUGUGUGUUUGUUCGUGUCAGUUUUAUGUGUGUCCGUGCUCUGUGUGGAAGGUCAGCGUUGUGAGGUGGCGCAGGUGUGCGUGACCGACUUGAGCGCAGACGCAUGCUUCGGCAACCAGGUACUGCAGCCCAACAGCAGUAUAUUCGGCUGCUGCCCCAGUUGCCAGCCGCCCUCGCCAGGCCAGCCCGGGCCCGAGGCGGAUACGUUGUGCAAGCCGCCAGCAGCCUGUCUGCCGGACGGACGCUAUGCACCGGUACAGUGCAAGGGCGAUUUAUUCAACGGAAGAUGUUUCUGCUCGGACCAAAACGGGACCAGAAUAUUUGGACAAAUGUGGAGGAUCGAUGCGAGUGAAAUGACUUGCGCUUGCAGCCGUCGUAGGAAGGAACUGGAGGAUUCGGGUAGGAGUGUGGUCAGCUUGCACUGUACACCAACCGGCGAUUACGAGCGGCUGCAAUGCGACGACGGCAUGUGCUGGUGCGCUGAACCAAAGACCGGCCAGCCAAUUGUACAACCCGUACCUGAAGAGGAUAUGAAACAUCUGCCUUGCUAUAGUACUGGUGUGAUCGGCGAACAGUAUCUUCGGAAGUGUGAAAGUAUUGUUCAAGCAUUAAAUAUGAUAUACAAAGAGCAAUCUGAGCAUGGUACAAAUUUCUUAGGAAAUCCUAUCACGUUCUGCGACUACGACGGUAGCUAUGGAGCUUAUCAGAUCAGAAAUGGCAUUGCAUAUUGUACUGACCGCCAAGGUGAGAUUCUUGGAUCAUGGCAGACGGUAUCAAGCGAAAUGACCGGAAUGAAUUGCAAUUGUGCCAGAGACACCAUUAUGUACUUCCCGGAGCGUGGCAUGACCGUGACAGAAGUGUGCCUGGCUAACGGCAACUAUCGAAGGAACCAGAACGUCGGAGAUGUGCACUACUGUGUCGAUAACGAUGGCUACCCCGAAGAGUGCUAACCGAAUGGCCCAUGGACUUAGAUUAGAUUACAUUAUUUAUCCUACCUAAAUUAAUACUAUACAAUAAUAAAUUUAUAAUUUCGUA
Molecule: messenger RNA, 1133 nt
Organism: Papilio xuthus (Asian swallowtail)
Lineage: Eukaryota; Metazoa; Arthropoda; Insecta; Lepidoptera; Papilionidae
Exons: 7
Coding region: 8-1048 (346 amino acids)
Biological process (GO): cell-matrix adhesion
Cellular component (GO): basement membrane
Source: RefSeq, a predicted model, not a curated record